Messenger RNA from Sarcophilus harrisii (Tasmanian devil), 4720 nucleotides. It is a transcript of the gene PPIL2, whose product is annotated as peptidylprolyl isomerase like 2. The record is from RefSeq and is a predicted model, not a curated record. The transcript has 17 exons. Gene Ontology annotation, cellular component: catalytic step 2 spliceosome. Bases 1 to 1818 code for a protein of 605 amino acids. Gene Ontology annotation, biological process: protein folding; protein peptidyl-prolyl isomerization; protein polyubiquitination. Gene Ontology annotation, molecular function: peptidyl-prolyl cis-trans isomerase activity; ubiquitin-ubiquitin ligase activity. Lineage: Eukaryota; Metazoa; Chordata; Mammalia; Dasyuromorphia; Dasyuridae.
AUGGGGGGGGGUCCGGGGGCUGAGGGCUGGGAGCCUGUCGCUGCAGCCCUUCGAGUACCCGGUCUGCACCCGGCGGGGCGCUUACUGGAGUGUUUACCUGGCUCCAGGAGGGGAUUCUUAGGUUUGGCCCUGGGGGUGGGCCCAGGGGGGAGCCACAAAAGCCGGGGCUUUGAGCACAAGCCCCCUUUUCAGCUUAACCACAAGACCCGUGGGCUCCUUGACAGGCGAGCUGCCACACUGAGGGGGUCUCCUUUUUCGUCUCUUUCCUUCAGGAACAUUGUGCCUUGGAUAAAGAAGUAUGGGACCAACCCCAGCAGCGGAGAGAAGCUGGACGCCAAGUCUCUGAUCAAGCUGAACUUCACCAAGAACAGCGAAGGCAAAUACCACUGCCCGGUGCUGUUCACCGUCUUCACCAACAACUCCCACAUCGUGGCCAUCAAGUCAACCGGCAACGUGUACGCCUACGAGGCCGUGGAGCAGCUGAACAUCAAAACGAAGAACUUCAAAGACCUGCUGACGGACGAGCCGUUUUCCCGCCAAGACAUCCUGACGCUUCAGGAUCCCACGAACCUGGACAAGUUCAACGUGGCCAAUUUCUAUCACGUCAAGAACAAUCUGAGAGUCUUGGACCCAGGUAGGCGAGAGCCCCCGCCCUGGCCCGGCUCGGGCCCUUUUCUCUGUGGAAAGGGGGCCCAUGGGCCCCCGGGGAGGCUCCCCCUGCUCCUGCGGCUCCGCCAGCUCCGACCUAGGUGCCUUCCCUCGGACCUCACUGCCCUGUGGGGGGGUCCUCGGGUCUGGGGAGUUUCAGCCAGAGCCCAGAGCGUGAUGUUCAUGCCCAGCACCAGGCAUGGGACCUGGGGCUUGCUCCGUGGCGGGCGCAGCCGGGGCCUGUCCCUCAGGGCUUCCUGUGUUUUUAGAGGAAGAAGGCCCGGGACCCCUGCCUGCCUUUGUUCCUCUUUCCACCAGGCUCAUUAUUCCACUGGGAUGGUCAGCGCCUCCUUCACAUCCACAGCCAUGGUGCCCGAAACCACCCAUGAAGCAGCCGCCAUCGAUGACGACGUCGUCCGCUACCGGUUUGUUAAGAAGAAGGGCUACGUCCGCCUGCACACCAACAAGGGGGACCUCAACCUGGAGCUGCACUGCGACCUGACUCCAAAGACGUGUGAAAACUUCAUCAAACUCUGCAAAAAGAAUUACUACGACGGGACGAUCUUCCACAGGUCAAUCCGAAACUUUGUGAUCCAGGGAGGCGAUCCAACUGGCACGGGGACAGGGGGCCAGUCCUGCUGGGGGAAACCCUUCAAAGAUGAGUUCCGGCCCAACCUGUCCCACACGGGCCGAGGCAUCCUCAGCAUGGCCAACUCCGGGCCCAACUGCAACAUGUCCCAGUUUUUCAUCACGUUCCGGUCCUGCGCGUACCUGGACAAGAAGCACACCGUCUUCGGGAGAGUUGUCGGUGGCUUUGACACCCUCACAGCCUUGGAGAACGUGGAGAGUGACCCCAAAACCGACCGGCCCAAGGAGGAGAUUCGCAUAGAAUCCGCCACUGUCUUUGUGGAUCCCUAUGAAGAAGCGGAUGCUCAGGUUGCCAAAGAGCGGGAGAAGACCCGGCUGGAGGAGGAGGCGCCCAAGGUGAAGGCCAAGGUGGCCGCCUCCAAACCCGAGAGCUCGGGGCCUCGGGCUUACCAUCAGGGAGUGGGCAAAUACAUCUCCCCGGAAGCCACGAAACGAGCCGCGGAGGAUCAGCCCUCGACCAGCGCCUCUGUGGCCGUCAAAAAGAAGCCCGGCCGGGGCUUUGGGGACUUCAGCUCCUGGUGACGUCGCAGCCUGGGAUGGCCUCUGGAGACGGGCCAGGGCCCGGCCGGCCUCACACAAGCCUGGACUCGGGGGCGGGCUCAGGGCAAGGCCUUUGUAGCGACCAAGGAAAGGGGGGGUCAAACCGAAAUAAAGGACCCCGUUUUGGCUGCAUGUCCCUGCCUGCUCUUGGCCCCAGUUCCUUAGUGCCCCUCCCACCUCCCAGCCCGGGGCUUCCGGGACUCCCUUGGACUGGGCCAGAGCUGCCCGUUCUACACAAGGGUGAGAACCGCUCCAGAGGCCGAAGGUCAAGUAGGAGAUGGGGCCUCUUUAAAGAACCGCUCCACGGGGGCCACAAGAUCAGGUCAGGGGUAGCUAGUAAAGCUCAGGAGUCCUAGUAGGCCACAAGCCCAAGUGGGCUGUUGGACUGAUGUGGAAGGAUAAAAGUCCACUCCUCCACUCCGACGCAGCCCCCCUGGGGGGGGGAGGGGGACCCAUGCAGGUAACGGCCCGUGUCCUCUGCCUUGGCAGCUCCGACCACUACAGGUGAGCCACGGAGCUAAUGGGGCAGGGGGCAGGGGAGCCCGGCUGGGUGGUGAUGUGGAAAUUGGGCCAUGAGGGGCACGGCCACCUCCCCUGCCAGGAAGGGCUGGUCACAGCCGGAGUUCUCCCCGGUUCCCAUCAGCCUGUCAGCAGCGAGAAGACCCCAGAAUCCUGUCCCAUCCCACCCGUCACCAGCCGAGUGCUCGCCAGCUGCUCGAGGCGGCACCAGCUUCUGCUUGGGCACAUCUGGGGCCAAAGGUCCCCCUGGCAGGCGGCUGCUAUUUAGUCGUACAGGGACCUUGUGCCAAGGAAGUCACAGAUGCCCAAAGGUCGCAGAUGGAAUCGAGGAACCACUGGUGCGUUACCAAAAGCUUUAUUCUGAUACCAGGAGAAACAGAUGUGGUCGAGCACCUCGGCCGAGGGAGGCUCACCGCGCUGGCUGAGGCUACAGGAGGGAGGAAAGCUUUUGUGGGGAAAAAACGUUUCUAACCUUACAACCCAAAGUUACAGUGAAGAAAGCCAACGUUGGGGGCCCCUGCCCCGUUCUGCGACGAUGCUGGCAUGGCCACUGGUCGCCUUCCCCAGGUCUCUAGGGGGCAGCCCCCCAAAAAGACUUCCGCCACGACCAGAUUUUGGGGACGUCCAGGAGCCAGUGGGGCCGCCCGAGGGCAGGUGGGUAGGGGACAGCAACAGGGUCCUCCUUUCCAUUGGCCAACUGCUGUGUCAAAAAUGCAAGCCUUGGUCCAGUCCCCAGGAGGAAACUGGCUUCCCACAGGCUGGGCUACAAGGCUCCCAUAAGCACCAAGGUGACACGAGGCCCCGUGUCGGGGACGCCGCGACAAGGUUGGCCCAAGGUGACAUCUCAAACCGUCCUGAAGUCAGGAGGGCGAACUGAGGCUUUUGUUUUCAAGGUAGAACACCAUCGAGCUUCAGAACCAACCCACGUGGAUGAGUGGUUUCUGGUGGCAGUUCUCACCACCGAGCCCACGGUUCUCCAAGGGAGGGAGUUUUAAGACAACUUUCCGGUAAACUGCUGCAAACUGUCCAUCUGGGAGGCCGGGACGCUUCAAGGCUCGGCACCUCCCCCAAAACGUUCACGCUGACAAAUGCUCUCCGUUCCACCUGCAUGAUGCCGCGGUGACCACGAGUAAGAAGUGUAUGUAUAUGUGCGUGUGUGUCCCACAGACAAGAUGGACAGUGCAAGUCACAAAAGUGCUCACAAUGGAGAGGAACUCAACUCACCAGAACAAUAUAAAAACUUUAAAUAUAAUCUUAAUAUAUGUACAAAAAUUGGUUAGAAGAAAAACACAGUAAAAUUCUCUCUUCAAGUAAAGUGAAAUUUUUUUUUGAAAGGAGGCUCAGUGACCAGACCGGCCCCUUUCCCAAAUCCCCAGAAUCUGUAAGCUCCCUCCACCCGAACCCCUCAGCCUUCUGGGCCACCUUUCUGCACCGGGAUCUUCUCCAGGACUGUCACCGAGUCUCCCCAGGAGUGGGAGAGGAAGCCGGGAAAAUGGCAGGAUUAAUUAGUGUUAAGCGCUCAUCACCCUGCUCCAGUCAAUGAGCCAAAAUCCAAUGACGCUCCUGGUGGGCAACAGCGCGGGGGCCGACCUUCCCCUCAUGGCGGUGAGAGAUUCCAGGUCCUCGAGCCCUAAGCGGUUGGAUCUACUCUUGAGGAUGAACAAAUGCACCAGCAACCAAGGCUGCGUGGGCCGAGGCUGCCCCAAGACGCCAAGAGGAUGAAGAUUCUGCUCACUCCUUCUCGUUCAGAAUUCAGGCCUUUCUUUCAGGGAUUUCUGGGACGUGUGGCUGGUGUGGAACGUGGGCGAGGAGAAUCGAGGCUAGCUGGUAGAGCGGGCGCCUUCCAGUCUGGUGGCCAUUAGGCAUGGCAGCUUUCGACUUUCAUAGGCUCACGUUGGCCCAAAGCGCUUGACCUUGAGGUCAAAAGGACCAAGCAUCUCUCACUUUCACCAGCUCCGGGGCCCACUUGGCCCCGCUCUGGUGUAAGAGGAUUUUGCCGGUGCCAACCCACGGCUGGGCCUUCCUGCUCCGACUCCCCCGAGCUGCCCAGAAUUCGCUAAGGUGUCUGAACCGCUCUUCCCCUCCCCCGACUUGCACAGAGGGCUCCCAACUCUCGGAGACUGCUCCCUUUGCUGGCGUCCCAUCAGCUCAGCGCUAAAGGCAGGGUGGAUUGCUGGAGCCCAGACGAGCGCAGCUGCAGCAGCGGCUCCAUCCAGAAAACUGCCAGUGACCAAGAGAACAAAUGGGGGCGUCUCCGGCCCUUGGGGAGGGAUGGGCAUCUUGAGGAUGGACACGGGAGCCGGCAGAUGGUACGCUUGUUCCUUGGGAGAAUUUGCACCCAGAACUGCGAAGCUGUGCCCAGCCU